AUGUUUUCCUCAACCUUUGGAUCUUUUGAACCUCUUCUGAGUGACAGUGCUCAGUUUCCUUCUGUCUAUCAGAUGGCCCCCAAAGACACUUCUCUGGCCCAUGGCAUGGUCUCCUUGAUGCUUCAUUUCAGCUGGACCUGGGUGGGUUUGGCCAUCUCAGACCUCCCAAAAGGUAUUCAGUUUAUGUCCAAUUUGAAAGUCGAGAUGCAGAAGAAUGGCAUCUGUGUAGACUUUGUGGAAUUCAUCCCAGUCACUGAGGAGUCACAUAAUUCAUUCCAGAGGCUGUAUCAUAUCCAGAUCCUAAAAUCAUCAGCAAAUGUGGUGAAUCUUUUCUGUGACACUGAUUCACUCAUAGGCAUCAGCUUUCCAACAUGGGAACGUGUAAUGACAUGGAAAGUCUGGGUCACCACCUCACAAUGGGAUUUUGCCAGCGAUGAGCAUCAUAUCCUGCUCCACUCAUUCCAUGGGACUCUCAUUUUUUCACACCACCAUGGUGAGAUCUCUGGUUUCAAAAACUUUCUUCGGACAGUUAACCCUUCCAAAUACCCAGAAGACUUUUACCUCUCUACAUUCUGGUCACUAUAUUUUGAUUGCUCAGUUACUGGGCCAUCCUGCAAAACCUUGAGAAACUGUCCACUGAAUGCCUCCUUGGAAUCCUUGCCUUUUCAUCAUUUUGAUAUGAGCAUGAGUGAUGGGAGUUACAACAUAUACAAUGCUGUGUAUGCUGUGGCCCACAGUGUACAUGAGAUGCUUCUACAAGAGUUAGAAAUGCAGCCAGUGAGCAAUGGGGAAAAGGUGGCAUUUUCUCCUUGGCAGGUAAUUUGUGUCAAAUUUGCACCCUUUCUCAAGAACCUCCAAUUUACCAAUCCUGUGGGUGACCUAAUGAAUUUAAAUCACAUGAGGAAUUUGGAAGCUGAAUAUGACAUUCUCAAAUUUCUGAAUUUUCCAUAUGGUGUUGGACAUAAAGUUAAAGUAGGACAGUUUUCCCCAUAUGUUCCACAGAGCAAACAGUUGUCUCUCUCUGUGAAUUUGAUAGAGUGGGCCACAGGAAUUACAGAGACUCCACGUUCAGUAUGCAGUGAGAGUUGCAGCCCUGGAUUCAGGAAAGCCCCUCUGGAGGGGAAGCCUACCUGUUGUUUUGAUUGCACACCUUGUUCUGAGAAUGAGAUUUCCAAUCAGACAGAUAUGGACCAGUGUGUGAAGUGUCCAGAUCUUCAGUAUGCCAACACAGAGCGAAACCAGUGCUUCCACAAAAGAGUGACCUUUCUGUCGUUUGAAGAUGCCCUGGGGAUGACCCUGGUCUGCACAGCUCUGUGCUUCUCUGUCCUCACCGUUGUUGUCCUUGGGGUCUUUGUGAAGCACCGAGACACUCCCAUAGUCAAGGCCAACAAUCGUUGUCUCAGCUACAUCCUGCUCAUCACCCUCAUCUUCUGCUUCCUCUGCUCCUUAGUGUUCAUUGGUCGUCCCAACAAAACCACCUGUGUCCUCCAGCAGACCACAUUUGGAGUGGUAUUCACUGUGGCUAUUUCCACUGUCCUGGCCAAAACUAUCACUGUGCUUCUGGCCUUCAGGGUCACUGGCCCAGGGAGAAGAAUGAGACACUGGCUGAUAUCAGGGUUACCUAACUCCAUUAUUCCCAUCUGCUGCCUGAUCCAACUGGCUCUCUGUGGCUUCUGGCUUGGGACUUCUCCUCCCUUUAUUGACACAGAUGCACACUCUGAGCAUGGCCACAUCAUCCUGGUGUGCAACAAGGGCUCUGUCACUGCCUUCUACUGUGUCCUGGGCUACCUGGGUUCCUUGGCCCUGGCCAGCUUUACUGUGGCUUUCCUAGCCAGGAAUCUGCCUGACACCUUCAAUGAAGCCAAGUUCCUGACAUUCAGCAUGCUGGUGUUUUGCAGUGUCUGGGUGACCUUCUUGCCUGUCUACCACAGCACCAAGGGGAAGGUCAUGGUGGCUGUGGAGGUCUUCUCCAUCUUGUGCUCCAGUGCAGGGCUCCUGGGCUGCAUCUUUGUUCCCAAGUGCUACAUUAUUCUCUUCAGACCUGAGAAGAAUGCUUUGAAAGGAUUCAGGGAUAGAAUAAUUUCCAAGGAAACAGAUGUUCUCAGGAAUAGCUCUUAG
Molecule: messenger RNA, 2118 nt
Organism: Oryctolagus cuniculus (rabbit)
Lineage: Eukaryota; Metazoa; Chordata; Mammalia; Lagomorpha; Leporidae
Source: RefSeq, a predicted model, not a curated record